This is a messenger RNA of Hyposmocoma kahamanoa, 4454 nucleotides long. RefSeq names its product non-receptor tyrosine-protein kinase TNK1 (gene Ack). The transcript has 10 exons. Gene Ontology annotation, biological process: protein phosphorylation. The record is from RefSeq and is a predicted model, not a curated record. Bases 96 to 2867 code for a protein of 923 amino acids. Lineage: Eukaryota; Metazoa; Arthropoda; Insecta; Lepidoptera; Cosmopterigidae. Gene Ontology annotation, molecular function: protein binding; protein tyrosine kinase activity; ATP binding.
UUCGUUAAAUUCUUACUUCCUGCCUGCGAUGUUACCUUCGAGUUGUUUUCUGUGGGAUUUAUCGCAAUAAAAGCAUCAUUAUUCACUUAAUCGAGAUGGAUUCCGGCACGGACUGGCUUUGCGAGAUCCUACGCAGCGUACAACUCGAGCAAUUUUAUUUAGCCAUUAGGGACCAACUACAGAUAACAAGAUUGGCCCAUUUUGACUAUGUCCAUGAGGAGGACCUUGAACGCAUUGGCAUAAGCAAGCCUGGCGUCCGCAGGCUUCUGCACGCAGUCAGAAAGAGAAACAGGCAAUUAUGGAGGCCUUUAUGGAACAAACUUGUUGGUUCAUUGAGUUCUAAGGAGAAAACAGAAAUAACAACUAGACCAAUAGUUCAAGCUGAGACAAGGACUAAUUGCAUCAUACUUGAGAAGGAUAUUGUGCUGCAAAAUGAAUUAGGAAAUGGAUCAUUUGGAGUUGUAAAACGGGGUGAAUGGAGAAUACCUGGAGAAGGACAUGUCAUUCCUGUUGCAGUCAAGGUUCUAAAGGCGGAUGCGUUCUCGCAGCCUGGAGUCUAUGAUGACUUUGGUAGAGAAGUGGAAGCUAUGUAUAGCUUGAGUCAUCCAAAUCUGAUUAAACUACAUGGUGUAGUAUUUCAGCCCCUCAUGAUGGUCUGUGAAUUAGCUCCAAUGGGUGCUCUGCUGGAUUAUAUCAGGGCCCAAAGUGGAAAAAUCUCACUGAACUACAUAUCAAGGUGGCAAAGCCAAGUAGCAGCUGGUAUGGCAUAUUUGGAGAAAAGUAGGUUUCUGCAUAGGGAUCUAGCUUGCAGAAAUAUAUUGCUAUCUAAUCUGGAAAUGGUUAAGAUCGGCGAUUUCGGUCUAAUGCGCGCCCUACCUGAUGCUAACGAUUGCUAUGUGAUGAGUGAGCGUCGCCGUGUACCUUUCCCGUGGUGUGCGCCAGAAUCGUUGCGCGAGCGACAGUUCUCUCACGCAUCGGAUGUUUGGAUGUUUGCUGUAGCCCUUUGGGAGAUGUACUCUUUUGGAGAGGAACCCUGGAUAGGAUUGAAUGGCAACGAGAUACUUCGGUUGAUAAUGCGUGAAGGUCAGCGCUUGACUGCGCCGAAUGCCUGCCCACCUGAUAUGUAUAUGCUGAUGAUGCAGUGUUGGGACCUUAGCCCUAAGGAGAGACCCACAUUUGUUGGUAUACAAAGGUACUUGGAGACCAAUAAGCUGGAAACUGCUACAUCUGUUCUUAGCUACAGAAAGCAAGGCCAAAUGACAAUAGAAGCAGGCGAUGCCAUCAUUCUCAUAGACAGAAGACCAGAACUACAUUGGUGGAAAGGACAGAAUCAAAGAACCCUGGAAGUUGGACUAUUCCCGAGCACCGUGGUGACCGUAGCGAAAAAUAAGAUCACCCACGCAACAAAGAAGACCCAAAUACUAUCGCCCGGCAGAAAACUUUCAGGUCCACCCCGACCAACAAGCUCUCCACCAACAUCAUGCCCCGUCAUGAACGGUUCUUUAGAUGACAGCCUAGUGUUGCGCCAGAGACGUACCAUAGAAUCGACGCAACCGACGUCCACGCGCGGCGGUAAUACCGGCAGCAAGCACUUUAACUAUAAUAAACUCGUCAAUGAGCGGGCUGCAAGAUACGCUCAAGGUAGAGGCCUCAAUCGAUCUGUAAAGGAAGAUCUGUUGAUCGACCUGGACCUCCCGCCAAGCACCAGGCCGGCGACCAUGAGUUCCGCCAGUAUGAGCAUCUCCAUUCUCGACGAGCCCAUCGAUGUACCUCAAAUUAUUCAAGAGUCGGACUGGGGCGAGCCGAAUUUCGAAAGUUUUCCAACAUAUCCAAACAACCAGAACAAGACAAAUCUCUACGGUGCUAAAUCCCUCGACAGCCUAGUUAUGAACUCCACCACAAUCGGGCAGAUGUCACUCCAACAUGAUCCCUUCGACACCUCGAAGUUGUGGCCCGUCGACAAACAAGGUCUUAGUCCUAGGUCAAAUUAUAGUAUACAAGUAGACUCUAGUACACCUCAACGCAACACAGAAUCUCAAUUAUACUCAAAUAAUAAAUAUGCCGCGUCUACUAGCGCAGACGCCACUCGAAUGUACAAUAAUGCGGCAAUAAGUAGUAAUAAUUCGGUGACGCCAAAUAAUUCUUCCAUAUAUAACACAACUUCCAACUCAUCGUAUACAAACACGAAUGCUCUCUCCAUGGAAAGAAAUAAAACUACAUACGAGCCGACGUUAGCUGGUACCCUAGCACAAAUGUCGCUGGACGAUAGAAUUUCCGAAUCAUUGAAUCUCAGGUCUAAAAACACAAACAAUGAUAAUAUUUACGCAAACAGUCCCAGUAAUUAUUCGAACAGCGAAGCGCCGAGCACCUCAACAACUCAGCCAAAUAAUCAUCGGUAUAAAGACAUCCCUAUUUACAACAAUUUUGAUUUGAACACUGUUGAGCAGCAAUUUAUAUUAGAAACAAAAGACUACUACACAAAGUCUUCGACUCCCUCGGAAACGAGAGCAAGGAACGACUACGAGAAGAACAUUUACGUCCCCAAGAACGAAGAAGGGGAAAAAUUAAAGAAUUUUAGUGAAUCUCUAGAGAAUUCUAAGAAUUAUUCCGCAAUAAAGUAUCAGAAUGUUGAUUACGGUCAAUAUUUCUACGCAAGUAGUUUUGGGUCGGUGGCGGGAUCAAUGUCGCGACCUGAGGAUCAAUACGAUAUAGUUAAUGAUACUGCCAGUAAUUUUUAUAGCGAAAUUGGAGAGUCUAGUCAAAGAAUAUACGGUAACCAGGCGCAGUAUAGUUUGUAUGACGAAGUAUUCGAAGCACCAACGCCUCGUCCACACCGACCUGCACCGCCCUGUCCAAAACCUAAAUAAAUAGAUAUGGAUUACAUGAAUAAUUAUAAUUUUAACAAGAUUUACUUUGACCACCUAACCAGAAAAAAAAUUAAACAUUGCUUUUAAUGCGAAAUUAUUGUAUUAUCAAAACUAUCAUACUAUACCAACCCAAUUCCAAAUCUUAGAAAAUUAUUUAAAAAUUCGCAUGUAAAAUUAUGUGCAAGUUCUCGUUUGGUAGGUAUCAUUGCGCUAUUAUGAAUACCCAAUUACAAUAUAAAUAAUGAUCUUACUUUGUAAAGUAAAAAUAUGUUAUUUAAAAAAAAAGAAUUGAACUGUCAGUAUUAGACUUGAAGGCUACUGUCAAUAUGAUGAUUACUUUGGUGCCAUUAUGUUAAGAUAUUAAUGGAUGAGUGGAUUUUUAUUUUAAAACUACCCAAUUAUGAGAAACGAGGCACUUUUUAUUUAUGAUCAAACUUACAGACGCUUGAUUAUUAUCAAUAGUUACAGGUUUCAUACCACAGCAGUGGCCACGGAGAGUAGUAGAUAUAUAAUACGAUAAUUGAUACCGUAGUAAAAAAACCUGUAACCAAAUAUGAAAGUCUUACAAUUUAGUAGCUAACAUUGUCUCGCUUACCGCGUUAAGGCGAACGAUAGCAGCACGGCAUUAUAAUUUCCAAUUUAAACCACUGUUUGUACUAAAAAAAGACAAACUAAAAGUUAGUAGUAACUUUGAGACAAUGUCACUGUCAUCGUUCUGAUUUUCGUUAAACGUAUUUACUUUCGUGUUCUUUGAAUUUUAUAUUCAGGAUUUUACUUCUUAAAUGAUAUUAUCUACGUCCUUUUAUUAGUAAUCUAAUUUUCGUUCUUUUUUUUCUUUUAGUUUUAAGGCUUUUAAUUUUUAGUAUUUUUACUUUACAGACGAAUAAUUGAGAGAAGAAUUGAUUAUUUGUGUAGUUUGUUUUUGUAAUUUUUGGUGUCUGUUACUUUUACAGUUGUAGCUUAUAUUUAUUUCUUGUGUUUUGUUUUCACAUUCGGACAAGCAUCACACGGUGUCUCGCCGUAAAGUACCUGUUAGAUUAAUUCUCGAACUAUUGGUAGAUAUGAUAAUUUGUAUUGUUUGUGGGUGAGGCUUGUGCAGUAUAGUCUAAUGCAGCGCUUAGUCAUGUUGCCACAUGAGUUAUUCUGAAACACCUGAAACCGUUUGAAUUAAAUUCCUUGUGAACAAAUUCUUUAUUUUACCUUUUUUGACAACAAUUAUUAACUGCAAGAAGAAUGAAUUGCGGCCCAAGUAAAAAGUUAUAUAGUAUGAGACUCUUUAAACGUGGUUUCUGGGACAUUUGGUUGAGGUUAGCACAAACGCAACCGUUGACUCAAAGCAGAGACGAGCAUUGAAAUGUCACAUAAAUAUUCAAUAUACAUGCUCUGUAUUGAGACGGCCAGUUAGUUAGCCUUUGGCUAAGGAGGCGCUCUAUAGUCAUCAAUUUUUUUUGCCAUGGUGUUCAAAUAACAAAUAAUAAUUUCCCCACAUUUAGUAGUAUAACUGCUAAAUGGGCAAUGCUAUAAUAUAUAAUAUAAUAUAAUUCAGCGGAUCAGUCUGCGCAUUACGUAGCGUUAUUCGUAUGCUGC